AUGAAGUGGACCACUUCAAAGGGAAAAGUCGUCGCUUCUAAGCUCGAGAUUUUUACCGAAGUUAAGGACUUCUACGGUAAAUUAUAUACAUCAGUAGCGCCUCGUCCUCAACCCGAUCCUGGGGAUCCUAGAGCUACUUUAGCCCCCUUCACAGAAGAGCUGCCAGAAGUAAGCCAAGACAAAAUCGCGAUGGUUUUGGGGCAGCUUAAAAAUGGAAAAUCCCUCGGGGAAGAUGGAAUUACGACGGAGCUACUAAAGGCAGCUGGAAAACCUUUACUAGCACGGCUCCAAAGAAUAUUUAAUUCUUAUUUUCGGGGAGAACUCCAAAGGCAUAUAGCAACGACAAUAUCGUUAUGUUCUUCAAAAAAGGAGACAAAACCUUUUUGA
This is a messenger RNA of Nymphalis io (European peacock), 387 nucleotides long. RefSeq lists its product as uncharacterized. Bases 1 to 387 code for a protein of 128 amino acids. The transcript has a single exon. The record is from RefSeq and is a predicted model, not a curated record. Lineage: Eukaryota; Metazoa; Arthropoda; Insecta; Lepidoptera; Nymphalidae.